UGUUGGCACUCAUCCUCCUCCGAAGCGCCAACUAGGAAACGGUCAGACAAAUGGCGUCUUCAUAACGCCUCAGCUGAUUCUCCCAAACUGCGCGGAGACCUGCGGUUAUUCAGAUGCUCUCGGUGAGAUGAUGACCUUCUGAAGUCCGUGAAUAAUAUUUUACAUGCGUGUAACGCGUCAAAGCUUCAUGGUGCUCACAUUGCACUGAAAGCUAACUAGCUAGUGCACUAUAGAUAGCAAGCUACUGUUAGCUGCUCCACAUCCAUUGGCAGUAAUCUGUGCUGUUUGAGGUUUACACACACUCGCGCGCACACACACUUUCACAGCCAGUUUGUAGCUCCUGAAGCUGGGACUAACUCGGACCAUCUUUGAAGCUAAGUUGUGCCGUCAGGAACCAUGACGACGGCUCGCUAUAGGCCCACCUGGGACCUGGCUCUGGACCCGCUGGUAUCCUGUAAGCUGUGUCUAGGAGAGUUCCCCCUGGAGCAGAUGACCACCAUAACACAGUGUCAGUGUGUGUUCUGCACGCUGUGCCUGAAGCAAUAUGUGGAGCUUCUCAUUAAAGAAGGCCUUGAAACUGCUAUUAGCUGUCCGGAUUCCGCCUGUCCAAAACGAGGACAUUUACAAGAAAAUGAGAUUGAGUGCAUGGUGGCGUCAGAGAUAAUGCAGAGAUACAGGAAGCUGCAGUUUGAAAAAGAGGUGCUGUUGGACCCGUGCCGGACAUGGUGCCCGUCAUCAUCGUGCCAGGCCGUGUGCCAGCUGAAGGAGGCGGACUCGGCCCGGCCGCAGCUGGUACGCUGUGGUAACUGCACGCUGGAAUUCUGCUCGGCCUGCAAGGCCAGCUGGCACCCAGGCCAGGAGUGUCAGGAGAACCUGCCCAUCACCGCCUUUCUGCCUGGCGAGAGCAGUUCUUUCUUUAAGAGUGAUGACGAUGAUGCUCCCAUCAAGCGCUGUCCCAAAUGUAAAGUGUACAUUGAGCGAGAUGAAGGUUGUGCCCAGAUGAUGUGCAAGAACUGCAAGCAUGCUUUCUGCUGGUACUGCCUGGAAUCUCUGGACGAUGACUUCCUCCUGAUCCAUUACGAUAAAGGACCCUGCCGCAACAAGCUGGGCCACUCCAGAGCCUCCGUGAUUUGGCACAGAACGCAGGUCAUUGGUAUCUUUGCUGGUUUCGGCCUGCUCUUGCUGGUAGCCUCUCCGUUCCUGCUGCUGGCCACACCGUUCGUGCUGUGCUGCAAGUGUAAAUGCAGCAAAGGGGAUGAUGACCCAUUACCAACUUAACGAAUGCCAAGACUGCCCUCUUCUUUUGUUUUCUUUUUUUCCUGUCCCCCGCGCACUUCGGCUUGGAGCUCUUGGAGCGCGUUUGAAGCCGCACUGCGACCCAUCUCACGUCGCAACUUGGCUUGGUUCCAGGAGACAGGUCGCAGAUAGCGGGCACGUUGGCAUGACGACACCAGGCAAGAUCUUACACAUGUGCUGGAUGUAACUCAGCACAUGGGAGCGGUGGAGUCGCCAUUCGUGCACUCUCGGGGUGCUCUGAUUCUUAGGGGACGUCACUUGUUUAGCUUGAUGCCUGUUGUUCUAGCUGGGGGUUUUGGGAUAUAAUGGAUCUGCUUGUGGAGGGCUCAUUAAUGAAAUACAUACUCACACCGCACUUCAUGUAGCUCUGUGUGUAUAGUAGCACUUGGGUCACUCAACACUUUACCGGUUUCUCACUCUAACUUGGACACACAAGGGGCUCUUUGUUCACUUUGCAGCCUGAUGUGUGAGUAGGGUCUUUAAACAAAUAUAUGUACAGUAUGGUGUUUACUUUGAACGUUUGUUUGUUUUGUUUUUUUUAUUACACUUUGUCAUGUUUUCUUGUUCUUAGUAAUGCAAGAGUUAGCUCACAAACCUCUCACAUCAGCAUUGCUGCUAUUAGCAGGAGGUUCUCUGUUGAGAUUAUAUGUUGCAUACCAUUUAUUAAAAUUAUUGCUAGCACAAUUUUAUUUCUUAUAUCUCAUAGGAUCAGGUUAGGUUUUCUUACAGCAUGUGAAAUUAUUCACAAAGCACUUUACCAAAUUGACUGAAGCAUGUUAGUAAAACGGCCCAAAUUAUGAGCACGAAAACAGUUUAUUUUUAAAUCAACAAUGUUCUAUCCUUCUGGCCCACUUUUAAACAGAUCCCUGCACACAUCCCUACAAAAAGAGCAGCACAACCAGUUCCGCAAUUAUUUGUACACUCCUCACUGUGUGUAUCAAACUGUGCUAACAUAACAAGGUACUGUACAGCCCAGUAUAUCUCACGUCAGAUAGUUGGAAACUUGCAUGUGCGUUUCAUUCGCGUGACUUGAAGCAGGAAAUUUCCAUCAAAAAUAAUGCAGUCACUGUAAGUGUGGCAGGGAUUAUAAACUCUGGCUGAUUUCAAGACUGUUUUGAUUUGUCCUCAUUUAAAUCUAGCACUAUAUCUAUGCAAGUUUGGACAACCUGGAGAUGUGGUUUGUGUGGUCCGUUUGUCCUGUAGGCAAAACAGCACCUCCUACGAGGCAUGAAGAUGUAUUGCAGAUGUAAACAUUACAGACAAGUGUCUGGCUCACCUUCAUAUUAAAUGCUUCAGACGCCUGUACCUAUUAAAAGCUUAUUAUAAUCAUUUUUGACAUGAUAUGCACUUAAAUGGGGCCAAAAGUAGUCACACUCUUAUGCCAUAUCAUUUAUUUUAAAUAAAUAAAUCAGACUUUAUCAUGUCGAGUUUAAGAGAAUGUUUUGAUGUAGCUAGAUAGUACAGUAUGUAGCUCACUAGAGCUGUGUAGAUUUUUUUUUUUCUCCCUGUGUUCACCCAGUAAAGGUGCCAUUUUAGGGGAAUAAUAUAAUUAAGCAUCUCUCUCUUUUUUGUACUGUACAUCCAUUCAGUAGUUUAUGAUGUUAGAACCUGUUCCACAUUGUUAAUUGGUUAAUGGCGUUCUUCAGUAGCUAUCAGCAUUAAGACAGUUUUAGCCUUAAGUUCUGAGUACCUCACUUACUCCCUCAAUAUUGUAGCUUUGUUUUCUAUCAUUUCUUCUCAGGUCUACCUGAAUGAAGCAGUUUGUCACUGAUUUUUUUAUUUUAGAUUUAGAUAAAAGAUUGCAGGGUCAUCCAUGGAUGCCAUUUGUGUCGAGCAACUUUCUAAAAUGCUAAGAGAAUUUUUUGCUAUACAAAUAUUUGCUUGUAUAUUUUGGCACCCUUGAUGUUCUGUGAUCCAAAUUUUUUCAUAUGGCUGGUUCAUACAAAUGCGUCUUUGUUUUAUUGUGGAUUUGCACUUGGCUAACUAAUUGACACAUACUACAAAAAUGACAAUCUUAGCACGUGAGACUAGUAUUUCCUAUUAUAAAAUUACAGUAAGCAAGUUAUAUGAUUUAUUAAAUCUAUGGAUGUUUCUAAACAAUUUUACUCAUUUCAUACUUGAAAGUUAUUUCUAGAAAGAAGCCAUUAUAAUAAGAAAAUGUAAAGAAGCAUCUAAAAACUAAAAGCAUCUAAAAAAUAAAUAGAAGCAUCUAAAAACAGGCUGAAUUAUAUUAUAUUUGAGUUAUAAUAAUCCCAUGAUAAGACAUGUUAGUUAAAUUUGUCCAUAUUCAAGAUAUUUUCACUUGCUAAAAUGUCUUUUUUUUUUUUUUUUUUUCUUUUGCAGAACUUUUUUUUUUUUUUUUUAUAUAUUUUUUUUAUAUAAAUCUUAUGCACUUCAGGGAUUUUGUUUGAGCUCACUGACUACACUGAGGAACAUUACCCUAAUGACCACAUUUUGUUGGUUAAAUGUUCGUCUUUUCUUCAGCAUCACUUUAAUAUCUAUCAAAAUUCCAUAAGCUAGUUUUCCCACACAGGCAACAAUUAUGGCUGUUACACACACACACACACACACACACACACACACACACACACAAGAGGUAAAUCAUUUUAUUUCUUCAGCAAUGUGACAUCUCUGAUAGCUUGGAGAGAGUUUAUUUUGUACAGUUUUACAGUUAUGGUUAUCUUUUUACUGCAUGCCUAUAGCUCUUUUUGUAGCUACAGUUUGUGAGAUUUUUGUGUCUGUAACUCUCCAGCUUUGCCUAUUCCAGAUCUUUUUCCACACUUGCUUUAUAAGGAGAGUAUGACCAUUAUGUAAUUUGGGAUGGCUUUGGCAGUGUUGUAACCUUGCUUCAGAAACUGCUGUUAGAUUACCUUUUAAUGUGUAAUUUUGUUCAUUUUUGAUACUUCAUAGAAAUAAAUAUUAAUUGUAUUUUCUGAAUAUCAGCAGCAACAAAAAAAAUGCACACCCUGUUUCACAAGAUGGUAAACUUGUACAUUUGCAUGUGUGUAAAGUUCUACAUAAAAAAAAUGAAAUUAUAGUUUCUCCCAUAAAA
Ictalurus punctatus (channel catfish) is the source of this 4348-nucleotide messenger RNA. It is a transcript of the gene rnf144aa, whose product is annotated as ring finger protein 144aa. Gene Ontology annotation, molecular function: ubiquitin conjugating enzyme binding; zinc ion binding; ubiquitin protein ligase activity. The record is from RefSeq and is a predicted model, not a curated record. The coding region runs from base 397 to 1278 and encodes 293 amino acids. Gene Ontology annotation, cellular component: ubiquitin ligase complex; Golgi apparatus; cytoplasm. Lineage: Eukaryota; Metazoa; Chordata; Actinopteri; Siluriformes; Ictaluridae. The transcript is spliced from 9 exons. Gene Ontology annotation, biological process: positive regulation of proteasomal ubiquitin-dependent protein catabolic process; protein polyubiquitination; ubiquitin-dependent protein catabolic process.